AUGUCUUUCCCUAACCCGAAAGCUGUACCCUUCGCCCCUGACCCUACCCCUGCUCCAGCUCCAGCUCCCAUACCUCCAACGGGUGUACAACCAAGGCGACCAAGUGCACGAGGCUCCAACCGUGAAAUUGGCUACGUCACACAAGCUGAAAACACAAGUUGUCGUCUCCGAAGCUACAAAGGAAGUAUCGGAGACGGACAAACCGAAUGGGGUGAUGACGGCUUUAUCAAUGAAGAUUACAGAGUUGGUGGGCCAUACAUGUGCUCUCUGCCUCUCACCAUUACCCCACUGCCAAGACGACACAGGCUCAAUGCCCUGAAAGAGAAAGACAGGAUUCGCAAAGAGGUCCAUGAUAUCCUAGCUAGUAUCGGAAUCAAGAAACCUCCAAUGCACAUUGCCCGGUGUACUUCACAAGUCAAACCCGAACACAGACCAAUCACUACACUAUUCAUCCAUGCGGAGCGUGAGAACCGCAUCGACCACAUAUGGCUCGAAGCUUCCCUUCAGAUCUACCACUUCCUGUCUGACAAUGAUAUGCCGGAAAUCUGCGUGGAAAUAGCAGACUCACGGAUCUACAAGCCCUACAAAUUCGCACCAAUCCAACAAAUCCCCUCCAUCUGGCAUUGGGAUCGCAUCAUUGCAGAAACCACAAAACGGAUCGAUUUAACAGAUGUCAUUACAAUCGGAUGUAUGCGUGUCCAGGCUCCAAUUGCACCGAACUAUGUCCCAACCGUCCUUGUCACAGUGGAAAUGGAAAGCGAGCGAGACUUUCGCGAGAUGCGCGACAUCAUCACUGCUAUCCUGGAUAAAUACGGGCUGCCCACGAUUUCUGUUCUGAUUUUGAGAGACGAGCUCGUUACAAAGGCCAAAGGAUCACCAGGCUUUGAUCGCACAAUGCUGGAUGGAGUAGCCCGAGCCGGUAGGAACUUCGGAUCAGCGAGAUCCCACCUUAGCUAUGGGAAGCUUGGGGGGUUCGUGGAGCUGGAAUUCGAUGGCACGGACCUGGACCCGAUGAUUCUUGGUGUGACCUGCUUCCACUCCGUUCGCAGUGAUAAAGACAGUCACGUAGUCUCUCGCCAGAAGAGAUUUGCCAAAUGGGACAAGGAAGGAUUGAACCUAUUCGAAGAGCAAAAGAAGAGAGAAAUCUGUUUCGUCGAGCAGCCACCCUUACACGAUCUAACCCUACAACUCCAAAUCAACAAGAAACGCAUCGCUACCAUCAAAAACCAACCAAGAUUCCAAUCCUGCCGCUAUCACGAGGCAAAUGGAAUCCUCCACAACCGACCAAAAAAAGAGCAAAGCAGCUACAGAGUCUGGAAGCAAGAACUCGCCGAGCUGACCGAAUUCAACAAUGAAAUCGAAGAAUUCAGACCAAAUGCUCGCCUCGGCUAUGUAGCCGCCUGCUCCGGAAACAGAUUCCUCCAAAAGACAAGCGAAUGGAGUUCCAAUACCUUCAACGUGAAGAUGGACUGGGCACUAUUGGAAAUCCUACAGGCGCGAACAUCCACCAACCAAUGUGACUGUCACCAUGAAUACCUCCACCAACUUACCGACGAAGAAAUGGAGGACCCACAAGCUACAGCGUUCUGGAUUAAUGGAAUCGGCGGCCCUUCUCAAGGCCGAUACAAUGGUCUUAGAACCUGCCUCGUUUCUGAGCAGGUGGUAGAGGGGGUGAAGAAGACGACUGGGUGGUGGUGGCCGCGCCUAGGUGGUCGUGAUACAGGCUCCCUAAUCCAUUUUUGGAAAGGAGGUGUUGUCGGUAUGGUUAGUAGCAUGCUGCGGUACUCGAAGAUCACUUUCUUCACGCAUGUGAAUGACUUGCUGGCGGAUAUUAAGGACCAGACAGGGGCUUCGAAGGUGCAGAUCAUGGGUCCACCCCUGGAGGAGGAAGAUGCUCAUGAGGAUGAUGAUGAGGGGGUGGACCUUGAUUCUGAGCCCGAAAUAUGA
Messenger RNA from Penicillium canescens, 1947 nucleotides. RefSeq lists its product as uncharacterized. NCBI's taxonomy places the organism in Eukaryota, Fungi, Ascomycota, Eurotiomycetes, Eurotiales, Aspergillaceae. The record is from RefSeq and is a predicted model, not a curated record. The coding region runs from base 1 to 1947 and encodes 648 amino acids. The transcript has 3 exons.